UUUGGAAAAGGGUGAUAUAUCCUAUGGGAAAUUAUGCCUAGUUAGCUUUGAACAUAAUUUUAUACAAGAAAUUAUUAAAGAAAUAAACUUUCAAAGAUAGUUAAAAUAUUGAUACCCUAAAUAAAAAAGGAUUAGAACCCCCCUUAUAAAAUUCGGCAUACUCCCUUGAAUUUGGCACAAGUUUUGAAGGUGUGCGUGAAACACAAAUCAGCUGGCGACGCUCUGGGUGCGAACUCGAAGCACUUUCUGGAAUCAAUAUAAUUCGGACUCUUCCCUAGAUAACACCACGGUACCCCUGCUGGAGUACAUGUGACACUGCAAUUUCCAGACAAAAACAUUAUAAGUAACUGAAGAGCAAAAAGAAGGAAAGCAUUAUGCAACGCAUUGCAAUUAUUGGAGGAACCGGCAUGACCGGCGAAUGUGCCGUAGAUCGCGCUUUGGAAAAAGGUCUUAAAGUGAAAUUGCUUUAUCGCACCGAGGCCACCGUUCCAGAACGGUUCAAGUCCAAAGUUGACUUGGUCCAAGGAGACGCUACCAAUUACGAGGAUGUGAAGCGCCUGAUCGAGGGUGUGGAUGGAGUGUGCGUAAUUUUGGGAACGCGCAACAAGUUGGAGGCCACCACGGAACUAUCGCGCGGCACUGAGAACCUGAUCAAGGCCAUGAAAGAGGCCAAAUUGACAAAGUUCUCCAUUGUGAUGUCCUCGUUCCUGCUUCGACCCUUGAACGAAGUUCCCGCGGUCUUUCACAAGCUGAACGAGGAGCACCAGCGAAUGCUAGACCUGACCAAAGCUUCGGGGCUGGAGUACAUAGCUAUCCUACCGCCGCACAUCGCCGACGAACCUUCCACCGCAUACACCGUGGUACACGAUGAAGCCCCCUGUCGGCUGGUAUCCAAAUAUGAUUUGGGCAAAUUCAUUGUGGACAGUCUGGAUCAGCCAGAACACUACGGCAAAGUGUGUGGUAUUGGAAAGGCCCCGAAAAGUACCUAGAUUCCCUAUAACCAGAGAAAUAGCAUUUCAAACCCUUUGCAGCUGAUAAAUUAAAUCGUACAAAUAUUAAUAUUUUUUCAUAGUCCAUACAGGUAACGUAGAUAUCUGUAUGUAAUGUGAGCAAGCGCCCAAUAAACUAUCCAUUUUUGAAAAGUA
This is a messenger RNA of Drosophila ananassae, 1145 nucleotides long. RefSeq names its product flavin reductase (NADPH). The record is from RefSeq and is a predicted model, not a curated record. The coding region runs from base 375 to 989 and encodes 204 amino acids. The transcript has 2 exons. NCBI's taxonomy places the organism in Eukaryota, Metazoa, Arthropoda, Insecta, Diptera, Drosophilidae.